Naegleria lovaniensis is the source of this 462-nucleotide messenger RNA. RefSeq lists its product as uncharacterized. The record is from RefSeq and is a predicted model, not a curated record. The transcript has a single exon. NCBI's taxonomy places the organism in Eukaryota, Heterolobosea, Eutetramitea, Acrasida, Naegleriidae. The coding region runs from base 1 to 462 and encodes 153 amino acids.
AUGGAUAAAGCCUAUCAGCGAUGGCCUCCUCAUAUCAAUUUAUUAUUUCCUUUCAUAUCGGAAAAGUAUUUUGAUGCAGCUGCUCAGUUGCUGAGAGAACAUUUACAGCAUGUAGAGAGUUUUGAUUUGACAUUGAGUGGAGUCUCGUGUUUUGAUAAAAAGACAGCUGUCCUGUGGUUGGAUCAAGAUGAAAAUGGAAAACAACAACUUGUAGAAUUGCAGUCGGUGGUGGCUAAACACUUCCCCUAUUGUGAUGAAAAGAAGAAUGAAAAUGGAGAGUUUGUACCUCAUUUGACUGUGGGACAAUGUGCUCAAAAGGUUGUUCAAUCAAAGGUGAAAGAUCUAAAUUCCAAGUGGAAGCCUGUAACAGUUAAGGUUGAGGAUAUUUGUAUGAUCUAUAGACCUGAUCAGGAAACGAGCUUCUCUGUCAUUCAUCGAAUCCCUCUUGGUGGAAGACAAUAA